Molecule: messenger RNA, 192 nt
Organism: Hypoxylon fragiforme
Lineage: Eukaryota; Fungi; Ascomycota; Sordariomycetes; Xylariales; Hypoxylaceae
Exons: 2
Coding region: 1-192 (63 amino acids)
Source: RefSeq, a predicted model, not a curated record
AUGAGUCCCGCGAAGAUGGACGAAAAUGCAGCCGCGCGGAUUCAAAAGGCUCGUGGCCAAAAAGACUCCUUCGCCAAACGCGCAGAGAUGGCCGCACGCAAUAACAAAGACCAGAAGCGCGACGGCCUGGACGGUUCUUGGCGCAAAAGUGAUUCCGGCCAAAAGAAGGCCGAUGGCAAUCCCGAGAAAUAA